CCUGCCUGCGAUCUGAUUGGCUGAAGACCUUGUCAGUCACAGUGUCCUUGCCGCCCACUUCCGCUAGGUUCCGGAGGUGCUAUACUUUUUGGUUCUUUAUGUUAGCCGAGGCCAAACUGACACUAACUGACAGGUCGUGUUUGUGGCCGUCUGAGAUGCUCGGAGAGAGGCUGGGCUGCAGAAACGUCGGGCCGACGGUGGAAACAUGACUUCUGAGUGACGUUUUGUUAACUUUUUCUGCUCAGUAUGAACAGCGAAGAGGAAUUUUUUGACGCUGAGACAGGACUGGAUUCUGAUGAUUCCUGUGAGGUCAGUUUCAAAGAUGCGUUGGUGUUUGACAGCAAGCAGGUGACUGAUGGCAGCAGCAUGAAGGAGAAUGGAGUCUGGGAGCGCAGGAAAACCCUGCCUGCAGAAACAAUCUCCAGGAACAAUUUCAGUGUGUGGAGCGUAUUGAAGAAAUGCAUUGGAAUGGAGCUGUCCAAAAUAGCAAUGCCCGUUGUGUUUAACGAGCCGCUGAGCUUUCUCCAGAGAAUCUCGGAGUACAUGGAGCACACUCACCUCAUUCACAAAGCUUGUAGCCUAUCAGAUUCCAUCGACCGCAUGCAGGUUGUUGCUGCGUUUGCUGUUUCCGCUGUAGCAUCUCAGUGGGAGAGGACUGGAAAGCCAUUUAAUCCUUUGUUGGGGGAAACAUAUGAACUCAUAAGAAAGGAUGAAGGAUACAGAUUGAUCUCUGAGCAGGUGAGCCACCACCCCCCGAUCAGUGCCUUCCACGCUCAGUCUCUGAAGCAGGAGUUUGAGUUUCAUGGCUCCAUCUACCCAAAGCUUAAGUUCUGGGGUAAAAGUGUUGAAGCUGAGCCUAAAGGUACCAUGACGCUGGAGUUAUUAAAACAUAAAGAAGCGUACACGUGGACAAACCCAAUGUGCUGUGUGCAUAACAUCAUUUUGGGAAAACUCUGGAUCGAACAAUACGGAACAGUGGAGAUAGUCAACCACAGUACUGGAGAUAAGUGCAUUUUGAACUUUAAACCAUGUGGGAUGUUUGGAAAAGAUCUUCACAAAGUCGAAGGGUAUAUCCAAGACAAAAGUAAGAAGAAGAGACAAGUCAUCUAUGGGAAGUGGACAGAGUGCAUGUACAGCAUUGACCUUAAGUUUUAUGACACCUACAAGAAGUCGGAGAAGAAGACUGGAAGCGACCCAAAGAAGCUGAAGCAGGAACGUGCCUGUGAAGGUGAGGAGGAGGACGAAUGUCCAGACGUUCAGGAGACUGUGACUGUGAUACCAGGAAGUGCCUUACUGUGGAGGAUAACGCCGCGACCCGUUCACUCAGCGCAGAUGUAUAACUUCACCAGCUUUGCUGCGACUCUAAACGAGCUGGAGCCCGGCAUGGAGAGGCUGCUGGCACCAACGGACUGCCGGCUGAGACCCGACAUUAGAGCCAUGGAAAAUGGAGACAUAGACUUGGCUAGUGCAGAGAAGGAACGAUUAGAGGAAAAACAAAGAGCUGCACGCAGAGAUCGAUCAAAGGAUGAAGAGGAGUGGUCGACCAGGUGGUUCCACUUGGGAACAAACCCUUUCACUGGAGCUGAGGAUUGGUUGUACGCAGGUGGAUACUUUGACAGGAAGUACACAGACUGUCCCAACAUUUAUUGAUACGAGAGACUCUGCGUAUGUUGAAAAUAUUCACUUCAUUUCUCAGCAUCUUUGUUAGAGAAAACUGACCUCCGUUAAUCAGAUCAAUUGCAAUGACUGAACAUGCUCAGCAGGAGAGUUUUAGACUGCACUGAUUGAUCAGAAAUGUUGACAUCGGACAUCUUUAUCGUUAUUAACACUAAACGCUCAUUGUUCUCACUAUCUAAGGGUUUUAAACCAGCCACCAGUGUUAUCUCUGGAAUCACAAACACUGCUGCAGGAGGACACAGAAGACUUAUUGUUUUAGUUCAGGCACCCAAACAUCCCGCGGGUCAUCAACACACUUCUGUCAUGUUGCAUUUAAAUAUCAGGGAUUACUUAAACACAUCCACUACUUUUAUAUAACCAACUCAGAAAUUAGAUGUCUAUUUUAUUCUGCACUACGUAUCUUUAAAGUGCCACAAGUGUUUCUGUGAACUUAAGAAAAGCUGCUUAUAAUCAUGUUUGCGUCUAUCGUAAACGGAUAUUGUCGGUACAAUAUAUAGUUGUGUGCUGUAAAAUGGGUAGUGUGUCGAGAACAAAAAAUUAACUGGUGCUUGCAUGCUCACCAAGGUGUUAACAGACAAGUUAGAGCCAUAAAAUAACAAUUUUGUGCACUGAGUGUAAAUGCAUUCAUGAAAAACCUUUGAUUUCUGAUUCUGUGGCUGCCUCUCACCUUUAUGCUCUGACAAACAGGUUUCUCCAAAUGAGCUGACAGAAAAAUAAGGAAAAUCCAUUAGAAAUAUAAAAAUCAAGCGUCAGCAAACAGGAGUGUGAAAUUAAUUUAUGAAAAUGAAACAAUUAAGCUUCUUCUCCUAUUUUUUGCAUUCUCUAAACAUUUAAACAUGAAGCUGAAUGUUAGCAUGUACGUGUUUUUGGAAGAUUUCAGCUACACCUUAAUAUUUAAGCUAAUUUGCACCUUUAAAAUGAUGCCACACUAUAUCUUAGCAGUGAUGAGUACAUUCACAUGUUCAGAUAGCUGUUGUUGAAACACUUUAAACGGACACAUAAAGGAUAAAAACGUCAAAUGAAAAGGGAAAUGUUAGUCUGAAAGUAUGAAUCAUGUCUGUAUUUUGUAUAAAUGGUGGGUCCUAAAAGGAGGGGCACCCCACUGUUUGAGCAGCACUGUGUUACAGAAAAAGCUUUAAGUUUCCAGUCCUUUUAGAAGUCUGCACUCAUGACACAAGACGCUGCAGACGCCACAAACCUAUGCAAACUGAUCCAGCCACUCCGCCCUCCUGACAAGUGAAACCUCAGACUCUAAUUUCUUCUUCAGAUAGACUUAGUGCUGAAAAUACACUGAAUAUAUAGAUGCUGCAGCUGAUGUUGGAUGGGUUAGAUUUUUUUUUUUCUUGUGGAGUACUAACCUUUCAUUAAAAACUGCACAUUUGAGCGCUCACAUUUCUAUGCACUUAUAGGUACAGUGAAAUCUCUCCCCAUGCUGCUCUUUCCUGUUUUUAAAGCACUUUUUAAGCCUGCAGAUUCAAUCUGAUGGAAACUUUCAUCUCUUUACCCCCCAUGUCUCUUUACUUUGUCAAGCAUCUCUUUGAUUAUGUUUACAUUGUUUGUUGCCCUGCGAUGGACUGGCGACUUGUCCAGGGUGUACCCUGCCUCUCACCCAUAGACUGCUGGAGAUAGGCACCAGCUCCCCCGCGACCCACUAUGGAAUAAGCGGUAGAAAAUGACUGACUGACUGUUUGUUGAGCCCUUCUUUUUCCUCCUCUCCUCAUACUGUUACCCAAAACCAUAUGCAUACAAGCAUAUUUAAGUAAUAAAUUAUAUAAAAUAUAAAAUCA
This is a messenger RNA of Girardinichthys multiradiatus, 3464 nucleotides long. Its product is annotated as oxysterol-binding protein-related protein 2-like. Gene Ontology annotation, cellular component: membrane; cytosol; intracellular membrane-bounded organelle. Lineage: Eukaryota; Metazoa; Chordata; Actinopteri; Cyprinodontiformes; Goodeidae. The record is from RefSeq and is a predicted model, not a curated record. Bases 247 to 1650 code for a protein of 467 amino acids. Gene Ontology annotation, molecular function: cholesterol binding. The transcript has 14 exons.